UUUCAUACUGUUCACUUAGGGAGAAGUAAUGUCAAACUGAAUGUCUGUCUGUGUCAUCUGCAGGGAGAGAUGGAAUGGCAGGGCAGUGUGAAAUCCCAAAAGAUCCUGGCUACCCAGACUGUGCAAGUAAAGUUGAUUGGAUGAGGGCCAGAUGGACAUCAGACCCCUGCUACGCCUUCUAUGGAGUUGAUGGCUCCGACUGCUCCUUCCUCAUCUACCUGAGUGAGGUGGAGUGGUUCUGCCCCCUGCUUGCCUGGAGGAAUCAGAGCAUGCAGCCCACCAUCAGCACCCCACCAAAGACACAAGUGAGAGAAUUAGCAGAGGUUGUACCAGUGUUCUCCAAGAAUCUGCUAGGAGAUGGUUCAAGAAUGAUAUUUAUGUCUUCCGAUUUUAUUGGAGUAUGUUCAACUAAUUGUCCUCUUUUUUCAGACAGAAUUAAAUAGUGGGGACAGAUAGUUUUUAUUCAGCUCAGACAUAUUCUUUAAGAUGUCCCUGCACAACAAUAUAAGAACA
Messenger RNA from Ictalurus furcatus (blue catfish), 513 nucleotides. RefSeq names its product alpha-1,6-mannosylglycoprotein 6-beta-N-acetylglucosaminyltransferase B-like. Gene Ontology annotation, biological process: protein N-linked glycosylation. The coding region runs from base 75 to 443 and encodes 122 amino acids. The transcript is spliced from 2 exons. Gene Ontology annotation, cellular component: Golgi apparatus. The record is from RefSeq and is a predicted model, not a curated record. Lineage: Eukaryota; Metazoa; Chordata; Actinopteri; Siluriformes; Ictaluridae. Gene Ontology annotation, molecular function: alpha-1,6-mannosylglycoprotein 6-beta-N-acetylglucosaminyltransferase activity.